UAGACGCGCGGGGCAGCGGAUUCCCAUCACAACCAAAAUGGCGACCUAACGCGGACACCCGGCUUGCGACGGUAACUGACAGGAAAGACGCUUUGGGACCGGACCACAAACGGUUACUUGUACGGGUAAUUGUGAUGAAACACACAAACAUGUCUGCCACAUAAAUAUAACAGCACCGGUGUAUAUGACACCAGAUGACGCCGCAACAGAAGGACUAAAAACACCGUUUUCAAGUGGGGGCACCUAGCGGGAAUGGGAAAUGGAGGACAAAGGCCCUCGAGUAGCUGACUACUUUGUGGUGGCGGGACUAACGGAUCCAUCUAAGCCUUUGGACCGGGAAAUUCACUUUGACGAUGCCUGCCACAAAACUGCCAAGCCAAAGGCACCCAUCACUGAUGUGGCCGUGGUGAUCCGCUCGAUGGGUGAUGAGGUUCCCCCAGGGUUCACAUGCAUUGAAACCACACCAAACGGACAUUCAGCUGAUCUCAAUAAUGGAGGGCUCAUGACACCUCAGAUCUUCUUGUGCUAUAGGCGAGGUUGUGACAAGCCACCACUCACUGACUUAAGUGUCCUUUAUGAGUGGAAGGAGCGACUGAAGCAGGGCUGCCAACUUAUCCAGACCACACCCUCUGGUCGCCCAGCCAACAUCAGUGGAAACUCCUCCCAGCGUAUUUAUGUCACUUACCAACGGGCACCUGAGAGCCAACCACAUUCUGCUCUGGCUGUCACUGACAUCUGUAUCAUUGUCCCAAGCAAAGGAGAAGCCCCUCCCCACACCUUCUGCAAGGUGGACAAGAAUCUCAACAGCAGUAUGUGGGGAUCCUCUGUGUACUUGUGUUAUAAAAAGUCUGUGACCAAAACCAACUCCAUAGCAUAUAAAGCAGGACUAUUCUGCAGAUAUCCCAUAGAGAACUAUGAGUCUUUCCCACUGCCCGAAUCUGUUCCUCUCUUCUGCCUUCCCAUUGGGGCCACAAUUGAGUGUUGGCCAGUCAACACCACAUACCCCCUGCCUGUUUUCUCUACUUUUGUCCUAACUGGAGCCUCUGGAGAGAAGGUGUACGGUGCUGCCAUACAGUUUUAUGAGCUCUACCCACAAGAGUGUCUGACUGAUCAACAGUGCUCCCAGCUGGGCCUUCUUAACUCAGAUCCCCAUAAAUCCUACCCCUGCAACAGCCCAGCUGAUGUCACAAACAACACAACUUCCACCACCUGCUCCGUUUACACCAACAAAUGCAUCUGCCUGCUUUCUCACUGGCCCUUCUUCGAUGCUUUUCGCAAGUUCCUCACCUUCCUGUAUCGCUAUUCCAUUUCUGGCCCGCAUGCCCUACCCAUUGAAAAGCACAUUUCUCAUUUCAUGCACAAAGUUCCUUUCCCUUCCUCUCAGAGGCCUCGCAUCCUGGUGCAGCUUUCCCCUCAUGACAGCCUUAUGUUGAGCCAGCCAGUGUCGUCUCCUUUACCACUCAGUGGUGGACGAUUUUCCACGUUGCUGCAGAAUCUUGGACCAGUGAAUGCUGUCACCCUUCUGGUGUUUGCUGUCACUGAACAGAAGAUUCUAGUUCAUUCAUUACGACCUGCCGUACUUACCAGCGUUACCGAAGCUUUGGUAUCUAUGAUCUUCCCCUUCCACUGGCCCUGUCCAUAUAUUCCUCUGUGCCCACUGGCGCUGGCUGAUGUGUUGAGUGCCCCAUGCCCAUUCAUUGUAGGAGUGGACUCUCGCUACUUUGAACUUUAUGACCCUCCACCAGACGUGAGCUGCGUAGACCUGGACACAAACACCAUAUUCCAUAAUGAAGAUAAGCGAGCCCUCACAUGGAAGAUCUUACCAAAGAAAGCUUGUAAAAUCUUAAUGAAUGUGCUGAACACGCUAUACCAGCAACUUGUUGAUGGUCAGCACCAGUCUGACACUUUGCCUGAGUUGACCAUCAGUGAUGUAUCAGAGUUGAGCUGUGGGAAGAGUCUCAAUACUGUGAAUCUGGAGAUCCAGGAAGCCUUUUUGCGCUUCAUGGCAGCCAUUUUAAAAGGCUACCGUUCCUUUCUGAGACCUAUUACCCAGGCACCAUCUGAGAAAGCAACAGAUGCCAGCUCACUUUUUGACUUGCAAGGGUUCUUGAAGAGUCGUGACCGCUCCCACCAAAAAUUCUACUCAAUGAUGACCAAAACCCAGAUGUUUAUCCAUUUUAUUGAGGAGUGCUCUUUUGUUAGCGACAAAGACGCUAGUCUGGCCUUCUUCGACGAUUGUGUGGAAAAAUUGUACUGCUCAGAGCGGAGUGCUGAAAAAGGGAGCAAGGUAGAUGGUGAUAGGCCAGAUGAAGCAAGGUUUAUAGAGACUGAUGUCCAUCGUAGUGAGCACACAGUCUUCAUCACACCUCCAGAGUUGCCCCUUCUGCCUGAUGGGGAAGCGUAUCCCUUAUGCUACAGGUAUGAUGUCUUCCCAGUGUUGAGUUUGGACUUGUUUGACCCAGUGGAGGGCCUUCAAACACCUUCCUCUCGCCUCAACGCCAGGCAUAGCUGCCCUACCAGCCCCGCCCCAAUGUUUAGGCGUAGCAAACAGGAGAUUAAAUCAGCCCAGAAAAUAGCCAAAAAAUACUCAUCCAUCCCCCAGCUAUGGUCCAUGUGCUUGCUGCGCCAUUGUUAUGGCCUCUGGUUUAUCUGUCUACCAGCAUAUGUGAAGGUUUGCCAUUCUAAAGUGCGAGCACUUCGUACUGCCUAUGAUGUCCUUCGUAAGAUGCAGGUCAAGAAGCUGCAACCACCUGAUGAGGUGUGUUACAGAGUGCUAAUGCAGCUUUGUGGACAGUAUGGUCAGCCGGUCCUUGCAGUCAGGGUCCUAUUUGAAAUGAAGAAAGCUGGAGUCCACCCAAAUGCAAUUACAUAUGGCUACUACAAUAAGGCAGUGCUGGAAAGCACUUGGCCGACCAGCACCAGAGGGGGAUACUUUCUUUGGAUGAAGCUGAGAAAUGUGGUUUUGGGUGUGGCUCAGUUUAAACGGUCACUGCGAAAACAUGCCCCUCUCACUCAGAGCCUGCUGUCAGACUGCAACGACCUGGACGUUGAUAGUCAUGGCAGCCUGGACAGCACAGCUGACGUCACCCUAACAGAGCAGGGUAGAGCAGCAGAUAUCACUGAUGAUGGAUCUAGCACAGGACAUCAGUCAGAUUUGGGUUAUAAUUCACUGUCCAAAGAGGAGGUUCGCAGGGGAGACGUCUGUGCACAGAACUCUAUCCAAGACAAGAUUGAUAAGGAAGAGAGUGACUGCAGCUCCUUAUCAGAAACGGAGAGCAUCAAGGGAAGUAAAGACUUUCUACCUCAGUUGGACAUGGAGGUCAAUUCUUCCUUCCAUCCUCAUGGCAUUGUGUGCAGCAGCUCCCGCUAUGACAAUUCAAAAUGCCGAGCUAAGACAUCUGCAAGUGCAGACCACGUUGCAGGUCUUCUCUUCACCUCUUCUCUGGAAGAGAUUGGUGAGAUCCAAACCAAUAUCUUGCUCAGGAAACACAAAAGUACCCUGGAAGAAGUGGUUGGCAGUGCCAACAGUGACUCGACUUUGGGUUGGCGGCUACGUGGUGACAAAGUCUGUGGGAGUGGCACUACUGUUCUUGGUCUGGGUAUGAGCCAGGGAGAAACUGACCCUGAUAAAAUUGCAGGACAUCUUGGCGCUGAUGCGAAAAUUCUCUGUAAUUCCAACUUUGGUAAGAGCAAGAGGCCUCGCUCACUGGCUCUGUGUGGGUUAGAGGAGGCUUCUGUUAGCAGAUGUGGUAAAGAUGGAGAUGAGCCGGAGAUGCAGAUUUCCAGUGAUGAAGACACAAACAAUCUAGAGGCUAUUUUUGAUUUGGAGGAUUUGGAUUUGGACAAGACUACCGCAAGUGAAGGAAUUACUUCUCACAAAACCUGCAAAUCUCGCAAAAAUCCUAUUGAACGCAGCACAAGCUAUUGUGGUGUGAGCCCUUUGACAUCAAGACGAAGAGUGAAGCGCACAGGCAUUGAGACUGGCUAUGAUCCUCUCUCCUUGCUUUCAGCAGAGUCUCAUUCAGUGCAGCAAAAGGAGGAUCCAUGUCCAGAGGAGAUGGACGCCAGCACACCCAUUGCCAACAGGAAUUUGGCAAGGGAGAUUGAGCUGUACAUGAAGCACAUUGGAAGCCCACUGAGUAGCCGAACACCAAGUAGGGACCUCCAGGACCCAUCCAGCCCGCUCAUCUUUCACCGCUCCUCGCCUCGUAGCGCUAGCUUACCCAAGAGCUCUGUCCUCAGGACUACGGGAGUGCCACAGUCUUGCACCUACCACCCUCCCUCGCCCUCUAAAUCCAUCACACAUCAGCGUAUGUGGUCGUCGCCAACUUGUCACAGCGCAAGCACCACCCCUAGCCCUUGUCCCAGCCCGCACCCCAGCCCGCACCGGGAUAAGACAAGCCAGAUGCACAUUGCAGCCCCUUCACCAUCCUCAUCUUUUGUUCUUGACACACUACUAACACCAACACUGGAUGUUUUCAAGACCAGCAUGUUCUCUGCAAGCAAAGGCGUGGCAGAGAAGGCUAGUCGUUGGUACUCACGUCUAUCCACGUACGCUACACCAACCAAGGACACUCAGAGUGACCAACCAAAUGUCUCCAUGCUUGAUGUUGAGGAUCCAGAUAGCUUCUCUGUGAAAGAUGAGGAACAAUCAAACUAUUCUACAGUCUCCCCAAAAAAGAAUGGCCCUGUUGGUCCAACGGGAUCUCGAAAGAGCCCAAGACGUAGCCCCUUCCACAGCAGACUUUUGAACAGUCCCACUGCAGACUCCAGCCUCAGAAGACCCACAUCGCUGCUCUCUGGUUGUGGCCACCUCUCACCUCCUGGCUUCCUUCUGUCCGACAAGUCAGACUUAGGGUCCUCACGCUACACUAGCAACACCAGCAUCUUCAAUAACUGUGCAAUGGAGCUGUUAAUCUCAAGCUGUUCACGCUGUAAGACAUGUGACUGUCUGGUCUACGAUGAAGAAAUCAUGGCCGGCUGGACGGCGGAUGACUCUAAUCUAAACACUACGUGCCCCUUCUGUGGAAACCCCUUCCUGCCUUUUCUUAAUGUGGAGAUCAGGGACAUGAGAGGAACCGGCAGGCUGUUCCUAAAGGAAAGUCUGUCCGUGGAUGAGGCGCUGAGCUCAUCAUAUUCUACCUCAACAGGCUUUGACACAGGGACAUCCACCUUAUCCACCCCCUGUCCCACCACAGCCAUCUCCCCUCCUUCUCCUGUGAUAGCCGUCCAUGAUUGUUCAAUGAGACCGAGAACUCGAUCCACAACAUCGCACGGUUUCAACAUCCCUACAGAGCGGCGACAAGGGGCUCUAUCUUUGGCAGCUCCCAUAGCACGAAGUGUUAGUGCCUUUGGCCCCCUGGAGGAAACUUCUCAGUGCAACCGCUUGUUGCCAAUCUCUGGCAGCCUACCCAGCCGGCUUAAUGAACCCACUGAUCCGCUGAGUAUGGAAUGGCGUCUCCACAACCCUGAGCCAGUGACAGUUCCCUACUUGAGCCCACUGGUGUUGUGGAAGGAGCUGGAAAGCCUGCUGGAGAAUGAGGGAGACACAGUAAUUACAGAGUCUGACAUGGUGGACCACCAUCCUAUUAUCUACUGGAACUUGGUCUGGUACUUCAGGCGGCUGGGCCUACCAAGCAACCUGCCUGGACUCAUCCUAACCUCUGAGCACUGUAACACAGACUCCCAGGUUCCCCGUCAGUGGAUGUCAGAGGACAGUAAACACGUGUUGAUCCAGAUCCUGUGGGACAACCUAAAGCUGCAACAGGAUCCUGUUCAACCUUUUUACAUUCUGUGGAACACAUACAAUGUGGGCUACCCUGUGUCUCGAACCGUCCCAAAAGAAGAGAAGCCCUUCUCUGAGGAUCUGCUGCAGAGUGUCGUGAGGAGCAUCCAGAGGAAUGAUGUUAGCCGACCAAUGGCUCAUCUGCUGGAGAUACAGGCUCAGACAUUUGGACACAAAAGGCAAAGGAGUUUGUACAGAGACCUGCUCUUUCUCUCACUGGUGGCUCUGGGAAAAGACAACAUUGAUAUCGAUGCCUUUGACCGGGAGUACAAGCUAGCAUACAACCGCCUGUCACCCAGACUGGUAAAGCUGACCCGUAACUGUGACCGCCCUCCCAGCACGGGCGUCAUGGAGUGUCGCAGGACAUUUGGGGAGCCUUACCUGUAAAACUGCAGGUUAUGUUCACCCUCUGGCAGGCGCAUUGAGAGCUCAGGAAAGCGGGCAGCGCUGACUCAGCAUCGUUACAACCAUCAUGUAGCCCAACGUCUUCAUUUGAAUGUCUCCGACUCCUCAAAAAGGCUGUAACUUACGAGAGAAAGGUAUUUUUAAGACAACAUUUUAAAAGAAAAGACGGCAUGUUAGGGUUAUUUUUAUCCAUGCAAAGUAAGCUUUAUUAAUAAUAAUGUCACUUUUAAUCAGGGUUCGUUUCCACUAUUGAAUGUCAGCAGAGGUCAACAUUUGAUCUUGUUUUGUAUUUUUAAAGUGUUUUUACUCAUAUCAGUAUUAACCAUUUAAAAGCACCCGACCCCUUUACUUUUGUGUUACUAUGGUAACUGCUGGUAAGAAUGUCAGCUAAAAGUGCAACCAAACACAUUUUCAUGAAACAAAACAUUAAUAUGCUAAGCAAUUAUCAUUCCUCUCUUGUUAAAACUCACUGAACAAUCUUUGUAUUUUUAUUUUAUUCAGUAGCAAAGCUUUUGAUACCAACAUCAUUCAAGUAGACCAGGGGUCUCAAACUUUAUUUACCUCAAGGCGGCCAAAGGUAACUCUAGGUCAUGCUUUAAUUUUUUAUAUAAGAGUCCAGUUUGAACCAAAUGACUAAAUUAGUCAACACCUAUGGUGACACUGCCCAUGUUGACAAAGCACCCGUGUAAAACGUAAUGAACAAACACAGAAACAUUUUUCUUUGGCAGACAUCAGAGCUGCAGUUGUUCUCAGCUCAGAGAGCUUAUGAGAGAGAGGGGGCCAUGAAGGCAAACCAUGAACUAGGAUGCCCACAUAAGUAUGUCCAGUUAAAAGGCAUACAAAACCGCAUCCCAAGCUCAAGCCAAAAUGCAUGGACCUUAUUAUUUGACGCGUAGGCAUCUCAUACUCUUAACAUGUAUUCUCAGGGCAUGCAAUCAAUUGAAACUGGACUUUUUGGUGUGUUUUAGAAGACGUUUCACCUCUCAUCCGAGUAAGUGUCAUCAGUUUAUGCUCAUCGACAUAGAUUGAUCAGAUCUAGUCUGUAAUUUAGUUCUGACUAAAUCUGAGACAAACCAAACAGUCUAGCUGCGAUGGAUUGAAGGCCCUGAGAAUAAUGAUCUGGAUGAAUGAAAACAUCCAUAGACAUUUUAACAUGUACUUUGAGCAACUACAUGUGAAACUCAAAACACUUAAUUAUUGUGUAAAGGUUUGCUUAUUCCAGCAAUUAGAUCUACAAAGUGAAACUAAAAUUUGACAUUGUCUCAUAACAUGCAACUCAAGAUUGUCACGCCUUCUUUUGAUGUAAUUUUGAUGAUUAUGGUUUACAUCUUAUGAAAAUCUCAGAAAAUUUGAAUAUUACAUAAAAUUAAUAGAAAGUGGAUUUUAAAUCAGAGAAAUAUUGGCCCUUUCAAAAGUUUAAUCUUAGUACUUUGUUUGGGUCUUUUGCAUAAUUUACUGCCUUAAUGCGGCCUGGCAUGGAUGCUUGCAAUAGCGGCCUUCAGCUGAGCUGCAUUGUUCGUUCUCAUGUCUUUCAUCUUUCUCUCGGCAAUGCCCCAUAAAUUCUCUAUGGGGUUCAGUUCCGGCUCCCUUUCCCUCUCCCUUAUCUCUCCUGCUUGCUUCUUUGUUUAGUCUUGUUUUACCUUUCUUAUUGCCUCUUUUUGCACUGCUCUCCAAAUCUUAACAAUGGAACUAAUUAACUGACCUCUCAACAAAAUUGACAAGAUCUUGGGUUUGGGGGAACCGGCCUGUCUUGACGGAGCGGUUGUUGCUGGACACACGACGGACUCUUGGGAGAAGAAGGAGUGCCGCGUGCCUGGCGACCCUUUCAGUGGAGGACGUUGAAGAUAUCCACCUAUUUGGAUUUGAUUGGAGUAAGCGUUGCUCUGGUUUGUCGACAAAUUGGAAGAUGCCAGCAGCAUUCAAAGUACCCCAAAGCUGACAUAAAUGAUUGGAGGAUGCGGGCAGAACUGUGGACACUCUUGUGAUUUGGAUAACAUCGGAUUGUCUGACCUGCAGGAUGAAUUUGGAGACCAGUAAUUGACAAUUUAGAGUGAAAAGCACAUUUUAUCUUCGCUCGCAAACAAAACAUUCUAACUUGGAUUGUUUCCCUAGCUUUGAGACUCUCCCAAAAGACAGUGCGGUGAAGACACAACAAACUCCUUUCUUGUCUCUCAUGGACACACACCUGUUGUUGUUGACUGUGGACUGACUGGUGGUUGCGAGAGCACCAGGGUCGUGGAACAGAGACACGCUGCAAGCUUACACACACACCAUCCACAAAAAAUACACGCAACACACAUACCCCACCGCCCAUCCCAUGUGGUAUGAUGAACGAAGCAGGGCCCGUAGUGGCUAGCAGCUUCUGGCCGGAUGCCCGCCCCCUCACCCCUCUGUUGCAAGUCUUGAGUUGUAUGUUGUAAUAUGUACAUGUGCUUUGCUAUGGUGUUUUUUUCCCACUCCAAACUGGGCCACCUUAGAAUUAAUUUUUUUUGCUCGUCCUCCCCCAGCGUCCACCUUUUUCCUACCUUUUACGGGGCGCCUUUUGGCAACCCAUCAGCGUUUCUGUUCUGUAACUCUGUACAACUUUUGUUAGUCUAAUCUUGAACGGGUUUGUGCUGAAAACACAAUUUCGUUCUACUUGUGCAAUGACAAUAAAGAUCCAUCCGUCCAGUUUGCUGGCCAAUCAAGCACAGUUAUGCGAUAGUCAAUAACCAGGUUUUGAUAUGUUUGGCAGUGUCCUUUUUCUCUCUUGGCUCUAGGCAAGAGCGGUCACACUCCCUACCCUCUCUGUAUCUGGCCUGCUUGCCUCUGUCUUAACUUUCAUGUAGUCUCUUUUUGCACUGCUCUCGAAGAGUUGAAUAAUGGAAUUGAUCAACUCUCCUCUCAACGAAAUUACAAUAUUUUGGGUUCGGGGGAACUUGCCUGUCCUGUCAGAAUGAUUGUUGCUGGACACAUGACGAACUCUUGCGUGCCUGGCUACCCGUUUAGUUGAGGACUUUGAAGAUAUCUAGCUAUUCGGAAUCAUGUUAACAGGACGUAGGUUUAUUGUAGUUAGCGUUGCCCUGGUGUAUCGACAAUUUGGAAGAUGCUGGCGGUCGUUCACCGUACCCCAAAGCUGCCACAAAUGAUUGGAUGGAAAAUGCGAGCAGAGCGUGGACCCUGAUCCUGCCACAGAUUCUCAAACAAGUUUAGGUCUAACUUUGACUGGGCCAUUCUAACACAUUAAUAGGUUUUGUUUUAAACCAUUCCAUUGUAGUCCUGGCGUUAUGAUUAGGGUCGUUGUCCUGUUGGAAGGUGAACCUCCACCCAAGUCUCAAUCGCUGCAGUUCGUCCAGAGCCACCAUGGCCUCUUGGCUGCAUUUCUGAUCAGUGCUCUCCUUGUUCAACUUGUAAGUUUAGGUUUACAGUUGUUUCAUACUUUUUACGUUUCCAGAUGAUCCAUUUAAUAGUGCUCUGUGAAAAGUUCAACGCUUGGGAAAUGUAUACCGUAUUUUUCGGACUAUAAGUCGCUCCGGAGUAUAAGUCGCACCGGCCGAAAAUGCAUAAUAAAGAAGGAAAAAAACAUAUAUAAGUCGCAUUUUUGGGGGAAAUGUAUUUGAUAAAACCCAACACCAAGAAUAGACGUUUGAAAGGCAAUUUUAAAUAAAGAAUAGUGAACAACAGGCUGAAUAAGUGUACGUUAUAUGAGGCAUAAAUAACCAACUGGGAACGUGCCUGGUAUGUUAACGUAACAUAUUAUGGUAAGAGUCAUUCAAAUAACUAUAACAUAGAACAUGCUGUACGUUUACCAAACAAUCUGUCACUCCUAAUCGCUAAAUCCCAUGAAAUCUUAUACGUCUAGUCUCUUACGUGAUUGAGCUAAAUAAUAUUAUUUGAUAUUUUACGGUAAUGUGUUAAUAAUUUCACACAUAAGUCGCUCCUGAGUAUAAGUCGCACCCCCGGCCAAACUAUGAAAAAAACUGCGACUUAUAGUCCGAAAAAUACGGUAGUUUAAGCCUGCUUUAAACUUCUCCACAACUUUAUCCCUGACUUGUCUGGUGUGUUCCUUGGACUUCAUAAUGCUUUCAACCAACGUCUCAGGCUGUAUUUGUACUGAGAUUAAAUUACACUAUUACAUUAUUCUUCCAACUUCACAAUUGUAUACCACUUUUUGUUGGUCUUUUACAUACAAUUCCAAUAAAAUAUUUUUAUGUUUGUGGUUGUAAUGUGCCAAAAUAUGGAAAAGUUCAAAGGGUAUGAAUACUUCUGGAAGCCACUGUAAAGACUCAGGAACCCUUCCAGGGGUUUUGGAAUAAUAAGCCUGAUGAGCGGGUGACAUUUGGAGCCUACAGUAUUGAACCUUUUCACAAUAUUCACAUUUUUUGAGAGUUAGAAGUUUGGGAUUUUCAAAAAUUAUAAGCCAUGAGCGUUAAGAUUUUAAAUUAAUAAAGAAAGGCUUGAAAUAUCUCACUUUGCAUAUAAUAAGUUUAUACCACAUUAUCGGUUUCACAUUUGAAGUUGAAUUGCUGACAUCAAUGAACCUUUGCACGAUAUUGAAAUAUUUUGAAUAUUUAUUUACAAAAAGUUGCUACAAAGCAUGCUGGGAUGCGGAAUCACUCCCGUCUUUAAGAGUGCCAGUCAGGUGUUUAGUUAACUUAGUUUAUUAUUCUUCAUAGUCGUCGUCCUAUGUACGUUUGUCGUGCUGUUUACUCUGCGAUUGAAGUUAGUGUUGUGGGGACAACAUAUUUAAGAUUGGCCAUAAUUACACUAAACUAUGAAUUUAAUAUGGAGCCACAAUUUAGGUCCUGUGGGGGCCACAAGUUUGAGACCCCUGAUGUAGCCCAUGUACAUGCAGAUAUCAGUAUUUUAAAACUAAAGCAGCAAUAUAAGGUCAACAAAUAAAACUUGACUAAUUUAUGUGGGAAAUGUAUAUGAAAUGAGAUAUUUCCUUUGUCUUUCCUGUACAGUACAUGUUAUGUUUACACUUCAAUGUAAGGGAACGAGUUACAUAGCAUCACCAUCUGGUUACAUUGUGUUUAUCUCUAUCAUCCUUUUUGAAUUGUUGUUUGUUGUGCGUUAGAUCACAGAUUGUGUUUUUGAAGUGCACAUGACAGAUACAAGCUGGUACUGAACAUCAACACGCAUUCCUCUCAUUGUCUUGGGUGAGAUGUGUGUUCAAUCAUGGGGUCUCAUUCAUUAACCUGUGCAUAGAAAAGGUUUGAAACUCUUUAUAGGACUGAAACUGGGGGGGGGAAUUUAUUUUUCAAAUACGUGGGCUCAUGUUAAGGCUCGUAUACGUUCAAGUCAAGAAGGCCUCCAUUUGACCAUGUAUGGCAGCAACAAUCCCUUACAAAAGCAGUGUUGCAAAAUUAACGAAACACAACCUACGAACUUAACCCACGAAUACGAUGCGAACAAGCAGAUGUACCUCAAAUCUGUAUGAUCCUCUCUCAUUGGAAUGGCAGCAGGGGUUCCUGCAGAGGUUGUGUAGCAACCAUGGUUGUGAUUGACUUUUCAGUUUUAUGUUGAAGUACUGGACAGACGCAGCCAUCGCUACUUGUAGUUUCACUCUCCUACCAGGUUUUGUGCAUACACAUGAUUAGGGUUGUAUACUGAGUACUGGUAUUUUUUGGUACCAUUUCCUAAUUAGUUCGGUUUAAGAGAACCAACUAAUGACAGCUAUCGUUUUUUUUAUGGCGCGAGCAAUGCAUAAAAAAAAGACACGGGCUGGAUCUGAUAGAACUAUAUCAUCGGGAUCGUGAUGAGUUUCAGAUCGAUCACGGUGCCAACAGAAGGCGGCCUUUUACCGCCCUACUUCUGGGUAUGAAGUACACAGAAGUGAAGAGAAUAAUUGCUACGAACAGAUUGACCAAACUUGGAGCCAUAACUUGCAGUUUUCUAGGGCGCUAUGAUUUACGCAUUUUUGGAAUUGCGGAUGGAAUCAAUGUUUGCUAAUAACAGAAUCUAAAUGCAAAAAGUUGCAGAAAUUGGCUUAAUGUGACCAAGAUGCUGUCACUGAGAGGAAAAGGGGUCAUGUUUAUGGGCCGUGUACUUGACAAACACUCACCUCCAUAGAACCUGGCCAGCCAGGGGCCAGCACUCCAGCCUGCAGCGCUGCACCCUUCUCAGGCCAUCUCUGUGCCUGCCUCUGGUCACACAUCAUCACCUCAAACUACAAAACAAACUCCAAAAUACAGAGCCCAACAGUUCUCAAAUGACUUCUAUGUGGUGGUAUGUUACUUUUGCAAAUUUGAUGAAUACUUGCCGUCCUAAAGCUGUGUGGAAAACACCCUGCUACUACUGCCAAUACUUAGAAGUUGUGGACGCCACAACCGAUCUUCAUUGGUAAGUUCAUGAUAACUUGACUGCAUCUAAUACUACAGUUGGACCACCAGUGUUGAAAUAAGAACUGAUGCAUCUUUGUGUGUGCUUUCUUUUAUUUGAAAGCAUGUAAACUCAAAUGUAUUGAUACAUUGUUAUUGUGUUUUUUAAUGUAUUUAUGUUUAUUGACUCAGAAUGUUAACAUGUUGAACAAAUUCCUAAUUUAUUUGUUUUUAGUACAGAUGCUUUAAAACUGGCAAGUACAAAUACAUCGUAACAUUUUUAUUUUUUUUAUCGAGAUAGAAUUAAAAAUAACCGUGAUUCUUUCUUAUUUUUUCCAUAUCUCUGAGCCCUAGGAUGUGAUAAUCAGCUUGGAAUAAUCACAAUAAGGAAGCAACACCACACAAGUUUGUAACACAACAAGAUUUCCUCCUCAAGAUACCCUCAGCUUCAUCAACCGUCCUUGUAGCGAUCCAUUAACCCACAGGCCAAUAUUAAUCCACUCAAAAAAGUGAAAAUAAAGUAAUAUAAUAAUCCAUUAAAUUGCCUUGCAGCAAAAUAGCAUCCGCUGACAGAUCUCAAGUCGCCGUCUGACAUCACUCUAUAUCGCGCCGCGUUUGCGUGGCAUCAAAACACCUUGUUUAAAUGCACACCUGCCUAUCACGCUAAUUGAUUGUAUUGAUUUAUAUGAUAUAUUUUAUAUAAUAUAUCAUGUAAAAGGUCUGUGCUCUGCACGUGAAUGCUAUACAUAAAUAGUAUUUCCAGCUAAAUGUAUUUGUAAUAGAAACACAUUGAUGGAUCAUUAAACAUAGUUGACUUAAGACCUAAAAAGCAUGUAUUGAUAAGACUUUCCUGCUGUGAGAUGUUACAUGAUGUUGGUGGUGUACAACCUCAUGUGCUAGUAGAAAUGGUAAUCAAACCAUUUUUUUCAUAUCUUUAUUUUCAGCAAUUACAUACAGCACCGAAAAGCGUACCGAUGAAUACCGAUAUUGAUGAAUUCGUAAUGAUACACAUCCCUAUGCAUGAUAAGAGGAAUGUUUGAAUGUACACGCACAUACACGUUGAUAAAUGCCAUCCAUAGCAUGAGAUUGUUCUUCUUGGGUUCACAGUGUUGAUAAAUGAGACCUCUGAUCUCUCUGGAAAUAUCCAUCCAGAAGUACCUCCAUUGUCAUGGAGCUGUAAAAGUGACCUUUGGGUCAAAUAUAAGCGUGACAACCCAUGUAUUUUUGUUUCUGGGUGAUGAUUGUUAAGGAAAAAACAAGUACUUUGUGGUAUGUGUUGUUAAAGUUCAGGAUGCUGCUGCACUUUGUCCCAUAACAAAUUUGAACUGAUUUGACUUGAAAUGACUUCUUGUGUGGAACAGCUUUGGAAAGCUGACUUGUAAAGAAAAAAAUUAUAAAUGAAUGACUGCACAUUCUGUAUAUUUACAUUUAAUUAAUUGGUUUCCUUGUAAAAAAAAAAAAAAAAUACAUAUAUUAGUUCCUACUAAAGCUGUUUAAAUGCAUGAUUCUGUAAAGACUGGGUUGUUUGUAUUUACAUUAAAAAAAAAUCCUAAAUAUAUCAUUGGUUUGUCUUCACUUGACCUACCUGAAAAGACAAAAAGUGCAGAAGUUUCUUUUCUACUAAUACAAAAGCUGAACAUUGACAGUUCCUCUCAGAGCCAAUAAAAAAAUAUUUAUUGCAGAAUGGAAUGGUUAUAAAUAGUACACUUGCAUCCACAUACGUUCAUAUAACACAACACCAAAGAAAAUCAUUUCUCUCCACCAUUGUCACAUUAAAUCAACGACACAGAAUUAUCCACAUAAACAUAGUUAUAUAGUACUUGCUAGUGAUGAGUAAAUGAUGCUGUAAAUGAUGUUUGGUGGUGGUUGGAGAGGCCAUAGGUGCAAUUUGGCAGCCAUGUUUUCAUUAGUCUACCCCAGGAUAGCUGUGGCUAAAAUGUAGCUUACCACCACCAUAGUGUGAAUGAAUGGUGGCUUUAAGUCACGAGAAGAAAGCACUAUAUCAAUCUAAUCCAUUAAUAGGCUUAGUGGCCACAUGCGUGGACAGCACCUUUUAGCUCUUAUUUCCAAAAUUGUGUACACUACUGAAUUGGGGUCUUAUGUUCGCUUAUGUGGACACUUAUACUGCCAUCUGGUGG
Molecule: messenger RNA, 14630 nt
Organism: Entelurus aequoreus (snake pipefish)
Lineage: Eukaryota; Metazoa; Chordata; Actinopteri; Syngnathiformes; Syngnathidae
Product: C-myc promoter-binding protein-like
Exons: 33
Coding region: 260-6172 (1970 amino acids)
Biological process (GO): regulation of Rab protein signal transduction
Cellular component (GO): ESCRT I complex; cytoplasmic vesicle
Molecular function (GO): protein binding
Source: RefSeq, a predicted model, not a curated record